AUGAAGGAAGAAAAUAAUUUUAUUGUUUAUGAAAACACGAUGUCAUCAGCAUAUGAAGUGGGCAUUGGACGGCAUGGAUCCAUUUCAAGAGACAGCACUUAUAAGUUAAAGUUCCAAUGCAGGUAUUCAGGAACGGCAGUUGAGGCUAUGAUGGUGGAGGUAAAUAUGGUCCCACCUCCUCCACCUGUCUCCCAGGAGGAACCCCUCAGAGUGGAGCUCAGGAUCGCCAAUGGACAGUGUACCACUAAAGGAUGCUCUGAUGAGGAUAUGUAUACCUCAUACUACUCGGAGGAAGACUACCCUGUCACCAAAGUAUUGACAGAACCCGUUUACGUGGAGGUGCGGAUUCUGGAAAGAAUCGACCCAAACGUUGUCCUGGUCCUUGAUCACUGCUGGGCCACUUCCACCCAGGAACCUCAGAGCCUUCCCAAGUGGGACCUAAUAGUUAAUGGGUGUCCCUUUAAGGAUGACCAUUACCUGACCACCACGCUUCCCGUUGUAGAGUUAGGGCUACAGUACCCAUCUCAUUACAAACGCUUCGCAAUGAAGAUGUUCACCUUUGUAGAUCAGUCCUCUCUUGUGCCUUUGCAGGAAGGGGUGGUCUUCAUUCACUGCACCACAUCAGUUUGUCACCCGUUUGCCAAUGAGUCCUGUGAGCCCAGCUGUGGCAAGACGAAAAGUGCAGUUUUAGAAGAACUGAAGGAUUCUGAGGGGAAAGUUUUAGUUUCGAGUGGCGAGAUCAUACUCGUUUCUAAUUCGCCAGUUUCGGAGAACCUACAGUAUGAGGAAGUGCCACCCAUAUUAGGGUAUGGGUUAUGGGCAGGAGCAGCUCUAACUGCGAUUGGUGUCUGUUGGCUCGUGAUGGCCGUUUUUAAACGGCGUCCCGGACCUCGUCCUCAGCCUGUACCAGUGUGAUUUAAUAAAAUAACCAAAA
Paramisgurnus dabryanus is the source of this 934-nucleotide messenger RNA. The record is from RefSeq and is a predicted model, not a curated record. Lineage: Eukaryota; Metazoa; Chordata; Actinopteri; Cypriniformes; Cobitidae.